Parnassius apollo (apollo) is the source of this 807-nucleotide messenger RNA. NCBI's taxonomy places the organism in Eukaryota, Metazoa, Arthropoda, Insecta, Lepidoptera, Papilionidae. The record is from the annotation of a GenBank genome assembly.
AUGUCGAUAAUGCUUGAGGUUUGUGUAGAUAGUUUGCAGUCUGCAAUCAAUGCAAUCCAUGGUGGUGCUGAUGAGUUGGAAGUAUGUAGUUCAUUAUCAGAAGGCGGUUUAACUCCUGCUCCUGGGCUUGUUAUAGAAAUACAAAAAAUGAAUAGCAAUAUUGCUUGCAAAAAGGUAAUACAUAAAACUUGUUCCCAGUGCAGCUGCCCAAGUUUAUUGAAGAAACCUAAAGUGAAUGUGAUGAUAAGAUGCCGGACGGGUUCAGAUUUUUGCUACACGGAAGAAGAAAUGGAUACUAUGCUAUCAGAUAUAGAAUUUUACAAAACUUUGCAUGUUGAUAAAUUUGUUUUUGGUGCAUUAACAGCAGAUCAAGAGAUUGAUGAGCAAAACUGUGUUAAAAUUUUACAAGCGGCACAUCCCAUACCAGUUACAUUCCACAGAGCAUUUGAUAUAUGCAGUGAUCCUCAUAGUGCUCUUGCAAAAAUCGUUCACCUUGGUUUUAUAAGAUUAUUAUCGAGUGGUCAAAAAUCUUCGGCAGGUGAUAUGAAUGCUAUUAAAUUAUUACGUAAUUUAAUUACUAUUUAUGGGGAUAAAAUUGAAAUUAUGCCAGGUGCAGGUGUAAAUGCUGAUAAUGCUAAGGAAUUUGUAAAUAUAGGCUGUAAAAUUAUUCACAGCUCAUGUAAGCGCAUUGAGCAGUUACCAUCGGUCAAAAAUCAUUUAACUAUGGGCACCACUUCUAGUGAGUACAUAUAUAUUACCGAUGUAAAUAUUGUACGAAGACUUAAAGAGGUUUUGUCAUAUUUAUGA